Messenger RNA from Cooperia oncophora, 1164 nucleotides. The record is from the annotation of a GenBank genome assembly. NCBI's taxonomy places the organism in Eukaryota, Metazoa, Nematoda, Chromadorea, Rhabditida, Trichostrongylidae.
AUGGCUAUCGAAGCUUUGGUGUCAUUGAGAAGGUUGCAGCGGUUUAUCUUGAACAACAUUGAUGUUCACGAUGUUUACACGCUUUCCGGAGAGAAGGAUACUUUGCUCUAUGUAAAGGAGGGCAAUUUCUUCUGGCGAGGUUCUAAACAGGCGAUCACUGAUGUAUCUUUCAAUGGCAAACGGGGGAAGAUUAUUGGCAUAUCUGGCGAUGUUGGAAGUGGAAAAUCAACGUUGCUUCUGGGACUUCUUGGUGAAACAAAGUCGUUAACGGAAUGCAUUGGAAUUACACAAGAUAGUGUUUCGAACGGAAUCGGUUACGUUGGUCAGGAAAGGUGGCUGUAUCGAGGCUCCAUUCGUGAAAAUAUAACGGCUGGCAAGGAUUUUGACCCUAAACUGUACGAUACUGUUUUGAAAAUUACUUGUCUUCAACGUGAUAUCAAUCUAAUGCCAGGAGGAGACCUUUAUGAAAUCUCUGACAAUGGAGCGACUUUGAGUGGUGGGCAACGAACUCGAGUGGCUUUAGCUAGAGCGCUUUAUCAGGACAAUUCAAUGUAUCUGCUUGAUGAACCACUGGCGUCACUUGAUCGAGGAGUAGCAGAUUCCAUUUGGGUGGAGGCGAUCGAAAAGCGCCUCAGAGAUCGGGGACGUCUCGUCAUAGUAGCGACCCAUGAUAGAAGAGUUUUGGCCAGAACAGAUGAGGUCAUCGUGUUGGGAACAGACGGGAAGGAACCCCCUCCGAAGUCAUUGGUAGUGACGUUGAAGUAUUUGGAGAAGACGAAAACGAUAACGGCCUCGGUUCGGAAGAGCUCGAACGCAUCGUACUCCAGGAAGAAGAGAGGCAGCGUGCUUACCGACAGUCAGCAGGAUCGUUCCGUUCACUUCCUCAUCAUCUAUGGUGCGAUAGCAACGGCGAAUACGAUAUUUACUCUGAUACGAGCAUUUUUGUUCGCUUACGGAGGCAUCAGAGCUGCGAAACAUCUUCAUUCGAAUCUGCUUCAUAGACUGCUGAAGGUCUGGUUUACUGCAGUUUUUGCUGUACAAUUUUCAAUCCAAGAUUUUGCCCCUCAGGCGUCAUCGUCGUGGUGGGACCGCACCCCGUCAGGACGUGUUAUCAACCGUAUUUGCUCCGAUAUAUACACUUGCGAUGACAAUUUGCCAUUCCAG